This is a messenger RNA of Psylliodes chrysocephalus, 1488 nucleotides long. The record is from the annotation of a GenBank genome assembly. NCBI's taxonomy places the organism in Eukaryota, Metazoa, Arthropoda, Insecta, Coleoptera, Chrysomelidae.
AUUUACGAACGGUAAAAGUGGACAACGCUGACGACAGGGGGGACAGGUUAAAAAAACAGAAAGAAAAAGUAGAAAAAUGUUAGUCAAUGAAUCGGUUCAAACUAGUAGAAAAAUGGAAAGGAAAGCUUUCGAAGAACGCGUAAUAAGAGAAGGUAUGGAAUUAUGGAAGAAACAAAAAGAUUUUGAAUUGAGAAAGAAAGUUCAGGAACAGCGAGAGAUGAGAGAAAUGUUAGAUAGUUACUGGCCAUGGGGUAGAGGUACAGAUGCAAGGCCGCGUGGACUUAGAAAUUUAAGGCUUGACGAAUUAUUUCCAAAUAAAGAUUAUAUAAACGCGAAACGACACGUAGGAGCUCUAGAUCUAGGUAGAAGUGGUGGAGGUGCCCCAAUGUUUAGCAAUGGUAAAAAAGUAACCAGAACUUGCGAAGACCCGGUUUUGAGGUUUCAAUUUGGUAGCAAAGACCUUAGAAAAUGUGUAGAUAAUAACCUUAGGUAUAAAACUAAUAGACAGCAACAACAGGAAUAUAAAAAAGAAUUAGAUCAAUUGGUAGAAGAGAAAAAGCGUAAGAAAAAAAAAGAAAAAAACGAGGACAAAAAAUUUCACCAGGACCAAGGUUGGUCUGAUGAAAAAACACUGAAGCAUUUAGAAAAUGAAGAAAUUAAAAACAAACCUCAAGAAUUAAAAAAAUACAACGGCAAGAUAUCCAAUCAAAGUUCAACACUUAACUCUCCUAGUAAACCAUCUUCAAGGUUGGAUCCCUUGGCCUACCCUCGGCGUACUUUCAUCCCAGUGGGUAAAAACAGAAAACUCUCUCCCUUAUCAGAUAAUAAGGACUGUGGUGUAGAGUUGGUAACGUUGUUGGCCAAAGACAGAAAAUAUCCUCCUAGAAUUCCUCUUUGUAGUUCUGACAUUACUUCCGAGAAAAAAAUGGGCAAUAACCUGCAUCCAGGAAUUUGGAGUCGCCAAGGUUCUGCUUAUCUAAAAGCCUUAGCAGAACAAAUGAUGAACAAACAACAAAAAAUGAAGGAGAUGAAAGCUAGAGAAGAAGAAAACAGCAGAACCCAUUUUACGACAUGGACUGGCUUCUGGGGAAGGCCAGGCAACGGAGCUCCUCUUCCAGAAAUUAGGAAGCAAUGUCUGGAUAAUAUGCUUUAUCCAAAGAUGACCCCUAUAGGUGUGCACUGAUAGUAAAAAUAAACCUUUUUUUUUUGUUGAAUAGUAAAUAUAAAAAAUAUACGUUUAUUUGUUAAUAAAAAAAUAAAAGGAAAUUAUAGUGUUUUAAUUAAAUUUAAUAUAACCGAUAAUCUGGUACUAAAUAAAAAUACAGGAUACUAAGGCUUGGUAAUUGAUAAAAAUAUUAUAAACUAUAUAUACCUAACCUAAAAGACUUUAAAAAUAUCUCUAACUCGUGCACUUCAUGCAGCAGCUACUUUACUCUGAGUUCCUUUUUGUGUCAUAUUUAUUUUAUCACCUAAACUCAAAGCCAUUCC